GCCUCAUCCUUCCAUGGAUGACUCACACAUCUCACAUAAAACUACGCCUUCGCAAUCACGACGCGGUGUCUCAUUGGAGGCUCACCGAGCACAACAGGUAUGCUAUCGUAAUCGCUGCAACCGUACGAGAAUCCGAGCAGGAUGCGGUGGCAGCUCACGCGCUCGAAAGGCCCACCUCCACUACAAUGGCUCCAAAACUCAACCUCUUCCUAGCCCCAGGCGCCUGUUCCCUGGCCCCCCACAUCCUCCUCCGCGAAGCCGGCCUCCCCUACACAACAACCACUAUCAGCUACAGCACCGGCUUCCUACCCGAGUACCUCAAGCUCAACCCCAAGGGGAAGGUGCCCUUCAUGCAGAUGGACGAUGCCGUCAUCACCGAGACCCCAGCCAUUAUGACCGCCAUCGCACAACUCGCGCCCACCAAGCACUUCCUCGGAAAAACAAAUCUUGAAACUGUGCGCUGCUACGAAUGGAUGAACUGGCUGUCCGGCACGCUGCACGGGCAAGCCUUCGGCGGCUUAUUCCGCCCCGAGCGCUUUGUCACGGAUGCAGCGCUGGUCGGUGCUGUGAGCGAGAAGGCCCGGGAGACCAUCGCGGGCUGCUAUGCGUUUAUCGAGGAGAGGCUGCAGGGGAAGACGUGGGCUGUGGGCGAGGAUUUCUCGGCGGUGGAUGCGUAUUUGUUUGUGUUUUGGCGGUGGGGCAAUAUGAAGGGGUUUGAGAUGAGGGAGAAGUACCCCGAGUAUACGGCGCUUGUGGAGAGGGUGGCGGAGAGGGAGAAGGUUAGGGAGACGGUGGAGGAGGAGGGGGUGGGCAUGUGGGGGACUUGAGAGAGAGGAGAAAAGGGGGGGGGCUACUUGGUUGGAUUUAUCGGUGCGGGUAGGUUCGUGCUUUUUCGAAGGAUCAGAACUCUCUGUUAAUAGGAAGAAGCUGGUAGAACCUGCGAACCCAUCUGAAAUGGGGGAAAGCGGCAUAUUUCCCUAGCCCCCGGAGUGAUG
Messenger RNA from Trematosphaeria pertusa, 995 nucleotides. RefSeq names its product glutathione S-transferase. The record is from RefSeq and is a predicted model, not a curated record. Lineage: Eukaryota; Fungi; Ascomycota; Dothideomycetes; Pleosporales; Trematosphaeriaceae. The transcript is spliced from 3 exons. Bases 18 to 827 code for a protein of 269 amino acids.